Messenger RNA from Perca fluviatilis (European perch), 1483 nucleotides. It is a transcript of the gene cd2bp2, whose product is annotated as CD2 (cytoplasmic tail) binding protein 2. The transcript has 7 exons. Gene Ontology annotation, cellular component: U5 snRNP. The record is from RefSeq and is a predicted model, not a curated record. Gene Ontology annotation, molecular function: protein binding. Lineage: Eukaryota; Metazoa; Chordata; Actinopteri; Perciformes; Percidae. Bases 154 to 1299 code for a protein of 381 amino acids.
AGCACAGACCUAAAAAGAGAGGAGAAGAAGAAAACAAGCGAAGAAGAAACGAAAACGAACGUCGCUUGAAUUAUUUUUUUAUCAAGUUUUGGCACAUUUCCCAGCUAAAUAUCAGUUUUUUCGCCUUGUUUGUAUAAUUUCACACCAAGCACCAUGCCGAAGAGGAAAGUAACAUUUGAGGACGGGGACGGGGUGUUAGAGCUGGAUGAAGACCUACCAAACAAAAAGAUUUGUGAGGUUGUGAGUGGACCAGGCUCCAGGUUUAAGGGCAAACAUUCCCUUGACAGUGAUGAAGAGGAUGAAGGGGAAGAAACAAAAAGCAGCAACAAAUAUGAUAUUCUUGCCAAUGAUGACGUGGAAGGCCAAGAGGGAGCCACAAUUGACUAUGACGAGGGAGUUUCUAUUACACCUUUCAACCUGGAUGAGGAGAUGCAGGAAGGAUACUUUGACUCCGAGGGAAACUAUUUCAUCAAAAAGGAAGAACAGAUUAGAGACAAUUGGCUCGACAACAUUGACUGGGUGAGAAUAAAAGAACAACCUUACAAACAAAAGAAGAAAGGUCUCGGAGCCAAACGGAAACGCAGAGCUGGGGAUGAGGAUGAGGCUGAGGAAGAGAAACAGAGAGAAGAGAAGCAGGCAGGUGGAGAAAACAAUGAAGAAGAAGAAGAAGAGGAGGAGAUGGAGCCUGCAGAGGACCCGCUGGCAUCCUACACGCAGCACCAGCUCACUGAAGCUGUGGUCGAACUGUUGCUACCUGGGGAGACAGUUGCCAAAGCACUCCGUCGGCUAGGAGGCCUUGGAGGAAGGAAGAAGGGGAAGCUGAGGGAACAGAGUGAACCCACGGAGGAGACCAAAAGGGAUACAGAAAAGCUCGACAGGCUCACAGCACUAGCUGACAGAUUGGUUGGAUCUGGGAUGUUUGAGAUAUAUCAGCAAACAUAUGAAAAAUUGGCCUAUAUGAUGAAGAGCAUGAAGAGCAAGCGACCAGCUGUGGGGAAGAAACCCGUUGGUGAUAGUGAUGAAGAAGAUGAACUUGACAUGUUCGCAGAUAAAUUUGACGAGACUCAUACAGGCAGAUCAGAGAGGGAAGAAGACGAAAAAGUGAGUGAUGAAGUCAUGUGGGAGUACAAAUGGGAAAAUAAGGAUGAUUCAGAGGUUUUCGGCCCUUUCACCAGUCAGCAGAUGCAGGGUUGGGUGGAUGAAGGCUAUUUCAGCACUGGUGUUUACUGCAAAAGGGUCGACCAGGAUGGAGCUCAGUUCUACAACUCAAAGAGACUCGACUUUGAGCUGUUUACAUGAUUUAUGUCCAGCAGUAAAUGAAUCACAACCAUCACGAUCACUCUCAGCAGUCAUGUUUUGCCCUCAAUCCUUCAAUCUUUUCACCCAGGGCUUUGCUGGCAAAUUUAUCAUUUUAACAGGGGCUUUGUUUUCUGUAUAUUGUUUUUAAAUAAAUAACUGAUGUAUGUGGUGUUGCUAUCAGCCA